GAUACAAGUAUCACCAAUUACGGUAUCUUAAAGUGGGCGUAGCUGCUUGCUGCAAAAGCAAAACAAAAAAAGAUGCAAACAUGGAAACCAAUGUGGGAAAAGUCUCAGGAGAAAAAAAGAGCUGGAAAAAGACAUGCUAGGAACUUUGCUUCUGGCUACGUUAAGAUAGAUGAGUAUCACUUACUAAGAACAGGGCUGAGAGGUAGGAAAAGGUGGCUGUUCUGCUGUGGUGCAUCACUACUCUUACUCAUAGCUGUUGGAAAUUUAGUGCUCAAUUGCUUAUUGCUGUCAGUAUUGGAUAUUAGGCAUAAUGGACUGCCAUAUAUGGUGUUAGGCUCCAAUAAUAGAGUAAUAUUUCCACUGUCAUUGAGGAGUUCACUAGUGCAGCUAAUGAAUGGAGUAUCCAGCUAUGACAAUGCAUCAACUUCAAUAACAUCAUCAUCACUUGUAAUACUGUCAUCAGGGCCUUUACGCAUAGAGCAAGGGUCUUCAACUAUAUUAAAUUCAUCACAAAUAUUUUUAGAUCGUGACUUGGCGAGAUUCAGACCGUAUGAAUCUUUUGAAAUUUAUGACAAAACAAAUCAGCUGUUGAUUUCUAUCAACGAGACCAAAAGUGUCUUCCAAAGCUCACUCUCCAUGCUUAGUCUUGAUGCAAGUAGGAUUGCAGCAAAAUCUAUUAUGACUGAAAGUAUAAGUGGGAUAAGGACAACACUAUCUGCAGAUUCACUCCAAGCAAACUCUGAGAAAAAUAUAGCCAUUAAGAGUACACAGGAUAGUAUCAGAGCUUAUGCAACAGAUUAUGUUACUCUAGAUGCAAGAAAUGGCAUACAUUUUCCCAGUAUUCCCGUAUCUAAUGGUAACAGUGCUGGUACUAGCAGUAAUUACCAACUAUGUGUCUGCAAUAAUGGGAAACUUUUCCGUGUUCCUGAGACUUGCUCAAGAGCAAAUGAAAUAACUGACCCGUGUGAACUAUAAUGAAGCUUUCAUAUUUAUAAUACUCCUAUUUUUCACAUAUAUUAGCAAUAAAUUUUUAACCAAAAAA
Amphimedon queenslandica is the source of this 1042-nucleotide messenger RNA. RefSeq names its product beta-sarcoglycan-like. Gene Ontology annotation, biological process: muscle organ development. The coding region runs from base 73 to 975 and encodes 300 amino acids. Gene Ontology annotation, cellular component: sarcoglycan complex; sarcolemma. The transcript is spliced from 6 exons. The record is from RefSeq and is a predicted model, not a curated record. NCBI's taxonomy places the organism in Eukaryota, Metazoa, Porifera, Demospongiae, Haplosclerida, Niphatidae.